Messenger RNA from Closterium sp. Naga37s-1, 582 nucleotides. NCBI's taxonomy places the organism in Eukaryota, Viridiplantae, Streptophyta, Zygnematophyceae, Desmidiales, Closteriaceae. The record is from the annotation of a GenBank genome assembly.
AUGGAGGAGAAGGGGGGGGGGCUGGUGCCGCAGAUCCCCUCCCCCCCCACUGCUGCACCCGCAGCAGGGGGGAGGGCACCGGGGCCGCGGUUAGGGGCGGCAGGUAGCGAGGGGCCAUGGCUAGGGGCGAUGGGGCCAUGGCUAGGGAUGGGCCCGGGUGCUGGGCAGGUGCGGGGCCAGGCGUUGGGCAGGUACGGGGCCGGGCGCUGGGCAGGUACAGGGCCGGGCGCUGGGCAGGUACGGGGCCGGGCGUUGGGCAGGUACGGGGCCGGGCGCUGGGCAGGUACGGGGCCAGGCGCUGGGCAGGUACGGGGCCGGGCGCUGGGCAGGUUUGGGGCUGGGCGCUGGGCAGGUACGGGGCCGGGCUCUGGGCAGGUACGGGGCCGGGCUCUGGGCAGGUACGGGGCCGGGCGCUGGGCAGGUACGGGGCCGGGCGCUGGGCAGGUACGGGGCCGGGCGCUGGGCAGGUACGGGGCCGGGCGCUGGGCAGGUACGGGGCCGGGCGCUAGGAAGGUACGGGGCCGGGCGCUGGGCAGGUACGGGGCCGGGCGCUGGGCAGGUACGGGGCCGGGCGCUGGGUAG